AUGGAUAGAAAGUCUGCUAGAAUAAAAGCAGAGUUACAAAGAUAUGGUUGGAGAGUUUCGAAGAAUUUUAAAUAUAGGAAGGGAAGACCCAUAAAAGUCUAUGACAAACUGGCUGGUCUGACCUACGAAAUGGAUUUGGAAACAGCACGUGCAAAUUAUCCAAACAGACUAGAGAGGUUAGAAGAAGAACGUCUUAUGGACAUGCCUUUCGAUGUUAGUGAACCUCAAGUUGAAGGACACGACGGCUUUGCCAGAUUCUACUGGAAACAUGACGAACAAUUGCAUCCUUUGAGAAGGAAAAAAGGUAGUGCAGAGGAUGGUCAUGCUCCCAUGGAAAGAACAAGAUAUGCAUAUGAGAAGUAUCGUGAAGUUAGAAGUCAAAUUACAUCUGGUCGAACCUUUACAGUAAACUUUGACGAAGGAAAGAACAAAGAAGGCUUCAUGGGUGUACUUGCUGCCAUAGAAGAUGGAAAUAAGAAAGGAUACAAUCUCAGAUUGACCAUAACAGAUUUGGAUGGUCACAUUUACUAUGCAAAUGGCAAUGAACAAACAGCUGCAAAACUUCUUGACGCUUUCAAGACUACAAAGAGAGAACAAAUGGUUGACUCCGACUCAGACAUUUUGAAUGCAAUUGAAGGAAUUGUAAGUGUCAAGUUCGAAUGGUACCAACCUAACCCUCAAGCAGUCAGACAACAUGCUGGAUACUUUCCGUUCAUAAAUAAGUCUGACAUUGACUUGACAAGGUAUGGAAUUUACAAUUCAAUUGAAACAAUUGUCAACGAACCUUGUAUUCUUACAUGUCUCAGGAACUCUGGUCUUGUUACAGAUGAGAAGAUGAAGUAUCUUGAGUCAUGUGUGAAGACAAGGUACAUUCUCAGAGGUCAAUUGGCAAAAGUUGCACCGUUGGCAAAUGUCAAUAUCCGAGUCAACAUACCUACAGCUAAAGGUUCUUCACAUGACGACUAUGUUGUUGACAAAGACUUACCAUGGUUGAAGAUUGCAAUUGUCCACAACCACUUCAUGUUGAACGAAAGUCUUACAAACCCAUUCUUUGGUAAAAGUAA
Trichomonas vaginalis G3 is the source of this 1064-nucleotide messenger RNA. RefSeq lists its product as uncharacterized. The record is from RefSeq and is a predicted model, not a curated record. The annotation marks the transcript as partial. The transcript has a single exon. Lineage: Eukaryota; Parabasalia; Trichomonadida; Trichomonadidae.